Dipodomys ordii (Ord's kangaroo rat) is the source of this 1948-nucleotide messenger RNA. It is a transcript of the gene Ermap, whose product is annotated as erythroblast membrane-associated protein (Scianna blood group). Gene Ontology annotation, molecular function: protein binding. The record is from RefSeq and is a predicted model, not a curated record. The transcript has 12 exons. NCBI's taxonomy places the organism in Eukaryota, Metazoa, Chordata, Mammalia, Rodentia, Heteromyidae. The coding region runs from base 23 to 1648 and encodes 541 amino acids.
UUCUUUCCGCGCAGGAGGAUCCAUGGCUUGGCCGCUGAUCGCUCCGUGGUCGGCUGACCUGGAUGCUUCCGAAAGAGGCAGCUCUCUACAAAGAAGGACCUGCCGGUCGCUCACAAUGCCUGGGCUGGGCCCUACCUCUGACAGAGAAAUCAUCUAUCCCCUGUACCAUCAGAGAAGAAAAAUAAAACCAAAACCAAAACCAAAAAACAACCUUGUGUGGAUGAGGAUGGCAAGUUCCUCUGGCUCCUGGCUCCUUGGCUGCCUCCUCACCCUCUUCCUCCAGGUGUCUGCACAGGUGUCAGGUAGGUCAGGCGAUGCGGGCGGGUUCCACCUGACGCGGCUCGGGGACACGGCGGAGCUGCCCUGCCCGCUGGCGCUCUGGCCAGGGUCGGUGCCCGAGGAGGUGAGGUGGCAGCGGCCCUCGCGUCUGCAGCGCCCGCAGGCCGUGCACGUGUUCCGGCGCGGGGAGAGCAGGGACGAAGAUCUGAUGCCGCAAUAUGCGGGCAGGACGGAGCUAGUGGAAAAUGCCCAGGAGGGAAGUGUCGCCCUGAAGAUCCACAAUGUGAGCCUUGAGGACCGAGGACCCUACCAGUGUCAGAUCCGGAUCAGGAACCUGAGUCGAGAGGGCUCCGUGACGCUGCAGGUGGCAGCCCCAUCUCCAGGAAGGAUCUCUCCCUCAGCGGUGGCUCUUGCUGCCUUCCUGCCUGUUCUGGGGCUUCUCAUCAUAGCAGGCAUUUGCCUCAUAUGGAAGCAAAAAAGAUCAAAAGAGAAGCUUCUCUAUGAACAGGCGAUGGAAGUAGAAAAUCUUCUUGAAGACCAUGCAAAAGAAAAAGGAAGACUCCAUAAAGCCCUCAAGAAACUCCGGAGUGAACUAAAGUUGAAAAGAGCUGCGGCUAACUCAGGCUGGAGAAGAGCCCGGUUGCAUUUUGUGGCAGUGACCUUGGAUCCAGAGACAGCGCAUCCCAAACUCAUCCUGUCUGAGGACCGAAGAUGUGUGAGGCUUGGUGAUAGAAAGCGGCCCGUGCCUGACAACCCCCACAGAUUUGACUUUGUUGUCAGUGUCCUGGGCUCUGAGUGCUUCACAGAUGGCUGUCACUACUGGGAGGUGUAUGUAGGAGAGAAAACCAAAUGGAUUCUUGGUGUAUGUAGUGAGUCUGUGAGCCGGAAGGGGAAAGUCACUGCCUCACCUGCCAAUGGACACUGGCUUUUGCGACAGAGUCGUGAGCUUCACUAUGAAGCUCUGACUUCCCCACAGACCUCCUUCCGCCUGAAAGAGCCCCCAAAGUGCGUGGGGAUUUUCCUGGACUAUGAAGCAGGAAUAAUCUCCUUCUAUAAUGUGACUGACAAAUCCCACAUUUUUACAUUCAGCCACAGUUUCUCUGGCUCCCUUCGCCCUUUCUUUGAGCCUUGUCUUCAUGAUGGAGGGAAAAACACAGCACCUUUAAUUAUUUGCUCAGAGUUACAGAAAUCAGAGGAAUCUAUUGUCCCUAAGUCAGAAGGAAAAAGCUAUGCUAAUGGAGAUGUGAAGGUGAAUCCUUCCUUACUACCCACUCAGGGCCCUGAGCUUUUCCCACUCAAGGAUACCAUUGUAUCCUGGCACUCUGAUCUUGGCCCAGCUCUUCAGGGGCUCAAGGCUCCGUCUUUUUAGAUAUGUGCCUCAUGACUUGCUCACACGAUUGUCCAGGUCAGGACUCUGGAUUUCAGACCCCUGGCUCAAUACCUGAUUCUGGAAUGUCUUUUCCUUGAUCCAAAUCCAUACCCUUUCCUUGUUUCAAUCAGUACUACUUUUCUCCCAGGGCUCUCAGUUUGGAACCCACCAUUCUUCUAUUGACUUGGUGUUUCUAUUGCCCUGAAAAGAAGAUUUCUAAAAAGCAACAACUAAAUUGAACACAUAGUUUAGGUUUAGAUGAUAUUGACUGUGAUUCAGCACAGGCUUCAAAAGGGUUCU